AGUCACUCUUGCCAACUUUUGUGAAUUGUGAUCGUGUAUUGCAGGCUGUUGACUGUUUAUUUCAUUGACUUUGAAAUACCAUUAUUGCAUCAAGAUAAUUUAAGCAGGAUCUAGUCUGGAUUCUUGGUUUAGAAGUGUGCAGAAGCUGCAGAAAAGUGCCCACGAGUCAUGACAUGAUGACUGACCUUGAAUCUAAUAAUGUCGCUGUUCACGUUACGGCGGAACUACCCACAAAGGCUACUUGCACGACCGAAGGGAACUGCGACACCUGCAAACAGGUGAAGUCAACUAAAGGCACCGCUGAACUCUUCCUGAAAUCGGUCUCGGUUUGGAUCAACAAACCCCACGUGGUCAACCGACGCUUGUGUGGGUCAAAGACUGUCGCAGUCUGGCGUUCAGACUCCAGGAAGGAAAUUGAUCGAACCCUGAAGGACUAUGCAGAAAAGAGUGAUGUGCGGGGUGAACAUGCCGGUGAUGUGACUUUCAAGGAUCUGUCGGAGGAGAGUUCAGCUUUUACCCUGUUGAUUCGAGAACUCAUUCCAAAAUCAGACUACUUUGCAAACAUACUGGAAGCGGUUCUUUACGAUAAGUCCCAAGUUUCUGUGAGUUUCAUCCCAAUUUGUGAGAACAGGGUGCCGGAAUCGAAGAAAGUGAAGAAAACGUCGGAGUUGAAGUAUACUGUCAGCUUCUCGCAGCUGGAUGAAAACUUCCCGGAAUGGGCGCAGGUGAAUGAAAUCGUUUUGUCGUGGGCGCGCAAUCACGAGGGACAGGACGACAACGUCCAGCGACAGAUGACGUUGCAGUGGCUCCGCACCACCCUCCUGGAAAAACUGGUCAACUGGUCGCACAUCAACGACAUCUCCACGUCUGCGACGUCGCUCCAGCUGGUGGCGGUGGACAAGUACAAGGACGUCUACAUGCGCCUCAAAAACACGUACGGGAGGGAGCUGGUCAAGAACUGGACAGAGAGCACAGACCCAAAGAAAUUUGUGUAUGAAGACGUGGCCAUUGCCGCUUAUUUGCUGCUUAUCUGGGAAGAAGACCGAGAGAAGAAAAAUGUGAAGCAGAAACAAAGCUUUGUGGAUCUUGGCUGCGGCAACGGCCUGCUUGUCUAUAUCCUCACGCGAGAAGGGCAUCGUGGCCUUGGGAUAGACCUGAGGAGACGGAAAAUCUGGGACACGUUUGGCCCCGGCAUUGAGCUCCAGGAAAAAGUGAUCACUCCUUCAGCCGAGCAUUUGUUCCCGGACUACGACUGGAUCAUCGGUAACCAUAGCGACGAGCUGACGCCAUGGAUUCCUGUCAUAACUGCCAGGUCGUCGUACAACUGCUGUUUCUUCCUCCUGCCGUGCUGCCACCACGACUUCAUCGGCAAGUACGGCACGGUGGAGAAAGGCAAGAGCCACUACGGCUCCUACCUGGAGUACGUCAAGGAAAUUAUCUACAGCUGUGGCUUCCGGCCCGAAUGUGACACGUUGAGGAUACCAUCGACGAAACGGAUCUGUUACCUGGGGCGAGAGCGGUCGUACAGCGAGCAGAUGGAGCCGCAGGUCGACCUUGACAGACAAGCCUACAUCGACAAACGCACGACUCACAUCACCUUGAUGACUCACUCGCGGAGCAAAAAACGUGCGCCCUACGUCGGAAUCAGCUUCCUGUCCAGCGUGGCUCCAAAUAUAGAAUCGCCGCACGAGGAACAUGCUCAACAAUCGGUGGAGCUCAGGUCUGCUCACAACAACAACAACAACGGUUAUGACACGCAUUCUGUGAGUGCUUCAAAGACAGCUGUGACCAAUGGAGAUAGUUCGGUAGAUAGUUUGCUAUCUGGGCAGUCAGGAACAACUGAAAAAGUUGACGAUUCUGAUAGGAAGGAGGUCGACGCUGAUGGUGUAAAGUCCCGAACUACUUCAGGGUACAAGAGAAAAGCCGUGGAGUCGGCCGCGGAAAGUUGUGGGGGGAAGGGAACAGACAGGGAGAGGUCGCAGGCUCAGCUCGGGACGGCGAAGAAAGUGAAAGAGGAGCUGAGUUUUGAAAAUGAGGAAGCAAAUUUAAAUUUAGUCUCAACCUCAUGUGAUACAACAAGCAAAGACAUUUGUGGGAAUCUGAACAUCUCAGGUGGGGGAAAGCAAACGGAGACCGGGCCGUCUGUUAGGACGGGUGAGGAGUCGACACAACAGAUGGAAUUGGCUGAUGACAAAACAGGAACAUCGGUGGUACGGACGAGUGUAAAAACGGAGGACGGUGGGGCGGGGCAGUGGGCGGUGAAGUUCACACCUCGGGUGGAGGGAGCCGUGAGGAACUGCCAGCAGGUGGCGCAGGAGACAAAGACCCGGAUUGUCUCGGCCGUGUUCCAGAAGGUUCUCGCAUCCGAUGAGUCCGCUGUGGCUUCCCUGGAGAACGGGAAGUGUUGGAGGAAGGGAGGUGCGGUCCCGUUGGGCGACGUGGUGCGUCUGUUCGACAAAGCCACCAUGCAGGAGCUCAAGGCCGAGUGCGGAGGUCUCCAGACUUUGUUACGUAACCACAGCCACAUCUUCCAAGUGACUGGCGGGGUGGUUCGUCUACGAGAUUUCACCAUGCUGGACCCCUGGGAAGGUCGGAAGCCGAAGAAGACGAAGAGUCAGGAGAGGAAAGUGAAGACGACGCUGUGCUGGUUCUUCCAACACCACCCGGACGGCUGUCCGAGGGAGGGGGAAAAAUGUCUGUUUGCUCACGGGGAGGGGGAGCUGAAGGAGAGGUGUCAUUCGUAGCUGUGUGUGUGCGUGUACUGUGUGUGUCUGUGUGUGUGUG
Molecule: messenger RNA, 2784 nt
Organism: Aplysia californica (California sea hare)
Lineage: Eukaryota; Metazoa; Mollusca; Gastropoda; Aplysiida; Aplysiidae
Product: probable tRNA (uracil-O(2)-)-methyltransferase
Exons: 12
Coding region: 174-2744 (856 amino acids)
Biological process (GO): tRNA methylation
Molecular function (GO): tRNA (uridine) methyltransferase activity; metal ion binding
Source: RefSeq, a predicted model, not a curated record